UGUACUUGUUACAAUAUUUAUUCAACAAACUUUUAUGUCCAGAAUUCAAUCAUCUUCAUCUACCUUAUUAAUUUCUUAAUCAACUUAUUUUUUAUUCAAUCUUAUCCAUCUCUCAAAAUGAUCUCAAUCAUUUACCAUAAAUAUAUUUCAGCAUUUGGUGAUGAUGUUCAUUUUCAUUCCAUGCACAGUGGCAUUCAUCAUAAAGUCAAGAGUCAUACAAAGCCUGUUGAGUUAGAUUCAGUGCAUAGAAGAGGCCAAAAUGGAAAAAAUUCCAAUCUUUUUGGUAGGGUUUUGGCUAUUAAGUAAUUGGGCUGGUUUAUUGGAGGCAGAAGACUUGAUGAAGUAUAAGAACCCUAAUGAGUCAAUUGAUGUAAGGGUUGAGGAUCUUAUUAGUAGAAUGACUCUUGAGGAGAAAAUUGGUCAAAUGUUACAGAUUGAGCGUAAAUAUGCAUCUGAUAAUGUGCUCAUCAAGGAGUGUUAUGAGUGAGGGAGGAAGUACUCCAGUUCUACAGGCUUCUGCUAUAAAUUGGAUUGAUAUGGUGAAUGAAUUUCAGAAAGAUGUUUUAUCAACAAGGCUUGGAAUUCCAAUAUUUUAUGGGAUUGAUGCUGUUCAUGGCAACAGCCCUGUUUAUAAAGCAACUAUUUUUCCUCACAAUAUAGGGCUUGGAGCUACCAGGGACCCUGAACUAGUCAAGAGAAUUGGAGCUGCAACUGCACUUGAAGUUAGAGCAACAGGAAUUCAAUAUGUUUUUGCACCUUGUGUAGCAGUCUGUAGAAAUCCGAGAUGGGGUAGGUGUUAUGAAAGCUACAGUCAAGAUCCUAAAAUAGUUCAAGCUAUGACUGAAAUCAUAUCAGGACUGCAAGGGGAAAUCCCUGAUAAUAUGCCUAAGGGUGUUCCUGUUAUUGUCAGAAAAGAAAAGGUUAUAGCUUGCCCUAAGCACUACGUCGGUGGAACAACCAAUGGGAUAGAUGAGAGUGACACUGUCAUAGAUAGAGAUGGAUUGAUGGAAAUUCACAUGCCAGGCUACUUGAGCUCCAUUAGCAAGGGUGUGGCAACCAUUAUGGUAUCUUACUCGAGUUGGAAUGGAGAUAAAAUGCAUGCUCAUCACGACCUAAUUACUGGCUUCCUCAAAAACACUCUCCAUUUCCAGGGAUUUGUUAUUUCAGAUUCAGACGGUAUUGAUAAGAUCACCUCUCCAUAUCGUGCUAACUGCACUUAUUCAGUUUUAGCAGGAGUUUCUGCUGGCAUUGACAUGUUCUUGGUUACAAAGAACUACACCGAAUUCAUUGAUGAACUAACGACAUUGAUGAAUAAUAAAUUCAUUGCUAUGACUCGAAUUGAUGAUGCGGUGAGAAGAAUUUUGCGGGUUAAAUUCAUGAUGGGUAUUUUUGAGAACCCUUUUGCUGAUUACAGUUUGGUCAAGUAUCUUGGGAUUAAGGUGCAUAGAGAACUGGCUAGGGAUGCUGUGAGGAAAUCCAUGGUCCUUCUAAAAAAUGGUAAAUCUCCUGAGAAGCCUUUGUUACCUCUUCCUAAAAAGGUUCCAAAGAUACUUGUGGCCGGAAGCCAUGCAAAUAAUCUAGGACAUCAGUGCGGUGGCUGGACCAUUGAAUGGCAAGGAGUCAGUGGCAACGAUGAUAUCAAAGUUAUGAUUAGUUUUUAAUUUUAACUGUAUUUCUAUUAUCAUCGACUAUGUGCCUUCUGGCUUAUUUGACCAUACUAGCUAGCAAAAACACUUGUUCCUGUAUGGUAGAGAUUAUGGAAAAAACAUAGACUUGUCCAUAAGCUGUUUCCGAAUUAUUUCUAUAAGCUCUCCAAGAUAGCUUAUGAGAUCAACUUAUAGCUUUUAUGCAUGCAGCUUGACUUUAUUUUAUCCA
This is a messenger RNA of Medicago truncatula (barrel medic), 1875 nucleotides long. Its product is annotated as beta-glucosidase BoGH3B. Gene Ontology annotation, biological process: glucan catabolic process. Lineage: Eukaryota; Viridiplantae; Streptophyta; Magnoliopsida; Fabales; Fabaceae. The transcript has 9 exons. The record is from RefSeq and is a predicted model, not a curated record. Gene Ontology annotation, molecular function: beta-glucosidase activity. The coding region runs from base 447 to 1661 and encodes 404 amino acids.